This is a messenger RNA of Pseudogymnoascus destructans, 759 nucleotides long. RefSeq lists its product as uncharacterized. Gene Ontology annotation, molecular function: beta-galactosidase activity. The transcript is spliced from 4 exons. The record is from RefSeq and is a predicted model, not a curated record. NCBI's taxonomy places the organism in Eukaryota, Fungi, Ascomycota, Leotiomycetes, Thelebolales, Thelebolaceae. The coding region runs from base 1 to 759 and encodes 252 amino acids. Gene Ontology annotation, biological process: lactose catabolic process. Gene Ontology annotation, cellular component: beta-galactosidase complex.
AUGCCUUCCCUAGAAUCAAAUUUUCUCCAGGAACAUGGCAAGCCUCAGUACACGAAUGUGAUAUAUUCAUUCCCGGUGUGCCCGCCGCAUGUGCCCACAGCAAACCCGACGGGCACAUACCGCCGAACUUUCUCUGUGCCACCAGCUUGGAACGAAUCUUCCCAGUUGAGACUCCGAUUUCAAGGCGUAGACAGCAGCUUUCAUGUUUGGGUCAAUGGACAUCCUGUCGGCUACCACCAAGGAUCGCGGAAUCUGACCGAAUUUGACGUUACUGCUUUUGUGACGAGGGAUUCUAUCAACGAGAUCUCUGUGCGGGUUUCUCAGUGGUGCGACGGGUCUUAUAUUGAAGACCAAGAUCAAUGGUGGUUAUCAGGAAUAUACAGAGACGUAUACCUACUUGCGUUUCCCGGAGAGGCUCGCAUUGAGGAUUUCUUCGUGAAGACUAUCCUUGACGAGCAAUAUAUGGACGCAACUCUCUUUGACGCCCAGGACUCUCCACAGGGUAACCAGACUGUGAAAUCAGACACAUUUUCCGUCCAGGCCGACAAGUCAAAAAUUGAUUUAGCUCUUCAAAUUCCUACACCAAGAAAGUGGACCGCUGAGACUCCUACAUUAUAUGGCCUUGAGAUCACCCUCGCUCAAAAGCUCUGGACAAGACCUUGCAAACAAUCGCACAACGUUGGCUUCAGGUCUAUAGAACUCAAAGAUGGUCUAAUGUGUGUUAAUGGAUCGCCUAUCAUUCUACGUGGUGUGAACUGA